Messenger RNA from Sphenostylis stenocarpa, 159 nucleotides. NCBI's taxonomy places the organism in Eukaryota, Viridiplantae, Streptophyta, Magnoliopsida, Fabales, Fabaceae. The record is from the annotation of a GenBank genome assembly.
AUGGGAACUAGAGGAAAAGAUGCGGAAGAACUAUCCGCAAAUGUUUACCUGAUCAAGACUUUCUUCUUCCCCGAUCAAGAAUCUAAGACCGUCGUUGUGCUCACGGCGGAGAACAGAAAAGACCCACCGAUUAGAAUUUUGUUUCGGCGUUUGUUGUAA